Messenger RNA from Aspergillus ochraceoroseus IBT 24754, 1362 nucleotides. RefSeq names its product VIT1/CCC1 transporter family protein. Gene Ontology annotation, biological process: intracellular manganese ion homeostasis. Bases 320 to 1174 code for a protein of 284 amino acids. Lineage: Eukaryota; Fungi; Ascomycota; Eurotiomycetes; Eurotiales; Aspergillaceae. Gene Ontology annotation, cellular component: fungal-type vacuole membrane. Gene Ontology annotation, molecular function: manganese ion transmembrane transporter activity; iron ion transmembrane transporter activity. The transcript is spliced from 2 exons. The record is from RefSeq and is a predicted model, not a curated record.
AAACGUCCACUCUGACUCUGCGCGUUCCUAUAUCCUUCCACCUCGUAGGUGGACGGCUUUCGUAUUGAGUCUGAUUAUGGAAGCAGCCCGGCUUAUUUGACCCCAAUGUUUCCCCCUUUCUCUUGGAGUCGUGCCCCUCUCUCUCUUUUUUUUUUUUUAUUUCCAUCCUGGUCGCCUAUCUGCAGAUAUCCAGCCGGUGAGGAGUAAGGUUGCAUCCGCCAGCGUGACUUAUAAGUGAGAGCUUUGCCGCCUAGAUUUUCGGACCGGCUGCUUCACCGCCUCAACAUCAUACGAGUGCGAUUUUUAUCUCAACAUAGAAAUGUCUUUGUCCUCAAUCAAGGGUCUGCUUUCGGGCUACUCCCCGACAGCCGGAUUCGAUGUCGAGAAGGAUUCUCAAGAUGCGUUGAGCGAAACCGGCGAGGCCAGUGGCGAGGUCAAACGAAGCCGCGAUGGAAAGGGAUUCAUUGACGGCCGGGUGAUUUCAGAUGCCAUUAUUGGCCUCUCGGAUGGCUUGACGGUGCCAUUUGCCCUGACUGCGGGAUUGUCCGCCCUUGGUGACACCAAGGUGGUGGUUUUUGGAGGAUUCGCCGAGCUUAUUGCGGGCGCCAUCUCGAUGGGGCUGGGAGGAUAUCUGGGCGCAAAGAGCGAAGAGGAAUCUUAUCGAGCAACAUUGAAAGAAACCGAAAAACAAAUCGUCACCGAACCGGAAUCGGUAGCAGACACAGUUGAGGAAAUUUUCGCACCCUACGAACUGCCUCCUCAGCUUGUUUCAGAGCUCACCCGACACCUUUCCGCCUCGCCCAUGCUCCCAUCGUUUCUCAUGAACUUCCAUCACACACUCGAAGAACCCUCGAGCUCGCGCGCCGUAACCUGCGCGUUGACUAUAGCGCUGGGCUACUUCGUCGGCGGCUUUGUCCCACUACUGCCGUACUUCUUCGUCGGACCCCAUGACGCGUUCGUUGCCCUGGGGUGGUCCAUCGCCACGAUGGUGGUUGCUCUGUUUCUGUUCGGCUACAGCAAGACCUGCUUCGUGAGCGGGUGGAAGGGUGCUCGAAAUGUCCGACGAGGUCUGAUCGGCGGACUGCAAAUGGUCCUUAUUGGCGGUAUUGCAGCAGGGUCUGCGAUGGGAUUAGUAAAGGGAUUCCAGGCUCUCGCUAACUCCGAAUCCUCCUAAUCCAAACCAGAAAGAUUAAUUACACUCUUGGUACUGGGAUAGGUUUCGUUUUUUUUUUUUUGGCGUUUAGGAAACAGGCGUAAAAGUUAGAACUUUGUGGAGGUAAUUUUAUGUGGGAUUAUGUCGGACUUGAGAGCAUGUACAUACAUAUAUUGACUAACUAGUACUUACCACGAAUAAAUAAAUAU